Symbiodinium sp. CCMP2592 is the source of this 4878-nucleotide messenger RNA. NCBI's taxonomy places the organism in Eukaryota, Dinophyceae, Suessiales, Symbiodiniaceae. The record is from the annotation of a GenBank genome assembly.
AUGUUGAUCAGGUUAGAUGCCCUAGCUCUUUGCAGGAGUGUAGUCAGUGCACAGCUGCAACUCGUUUUGCUUCGCUUUGCCUGCAUGGUGUCGGCUCGGCAGCUGCUCCGCAUUUUAUCUUCCAAUCUCCAUAGCAUGGCUUUCUUUGUUCUGCCGCUCUUGGCCGCGGCCCCGCUGCUGGCGCAAGCAUCACAAGCCAAGCCGCAUGUGCUGUUCAUCCUCGCAGACGAUUAUGGCUGGGGCAACAUGGGCGUGCACCGUCGAGAUGCCGCUUCCACGCCCGAGGAGCAGCAGGGCAAGGUGGAGGUGCACACGCCGAACAUGGAUGCCCUGAUCGAUGAGGGCAUUCUGUUGGAGCGGCACUACACAUACAAGAUUUGCUCACCGACUCGAUCCUCCAUACAAUCUGGUCGUCUCGCAGUGCAUGUGAAUCCCGUCAACUCGGCAGUCACCUCUCGGAACUACAAUGACCCUGUGAGCGGAUAUGCCGGCAUCCCAAGAAAUAUGACAGGCAUUGCCGAGAAGAUGCGGGAUGGAGGCUACAGGACGCACAUUGUCGGAAAGUGGGACGCGGGCAUGGCAACUCCCGAACACUCACCGAAGGGCCGAGGUUACGAGACUUGGUACGGCUACUACCAGCAUGCCAAUGACUAUUGGCACAAGAGCACCGUGUUCCUGGCUACCGGCGAGAUCGAUGCCUGUCUAAACCGCAUGCGAGAUCUGUCAAUGCACAAUGAGACAUAUUCCGGUCCCGUGCGCGAUGCGAUCUCCUUGUCGGCGGCUUGCCAGGAGGACGAGGAGUCAGAUCCUGGUUGCUAUGAAGAGUACCUCUUCAAGCAGCGGGUGUUGCGGAUCAUACAGAAUCACGACACUUCCAAGCCGGAAAAUCCGCUGUUCCUCUUCUACUCCUUUCACCUGCUCCACACGCCCCUGCAGGUGCCCAAAGCCUGGCUCGAGAAGCUGGACUCCUUAGUUUCUGCAGCAGGCGGCAAGCCGAUUGACAGUGAGAACAGGCGCCUCUAUGCCGCUAUGACCCUCUACAUGGAUGCCGCCAUCGGCGAGGCUGUCGAUGCACUGAAGCAGAAGAAGAUGUACGACAACACGCUGAUCAUUUUCACCUCGGACAAUGGUGGCCCCAUCUACGAGCCCGGCGCUGCUUCCAACCAUCCUUUGCUAGGUGGCAAGUACACCGAUUGGGAGGGUGGUGUGCGCACAAAUGCUUGGGUUUCUGGUGGAUUUGUGCCUGAGAACAGGCGUGGGGCAAAAUACAACGGCAUCAUCAAUGUCGCUGACUGGUAUGGUACACUCACGCAGUUGGCGGGCGUUGAUAUGACGGAUCACAAAUCCGACAAGGCCAAUCAAUUCCUAAAGGAGAAGGGCUUGCCGCUGCUUCAUCCAGUUGAGAGCAUGCCGCAAUGGGGCAACAUCGUCAAUGACAAGCCUGGUCGCACAGGGCCGAUGCAUCUCAGCUCUCAGGCUGUGCUGCGGUGGCCCUUCAAACUGGUGACAGGCAAGCAGGUGAUGAGCACCUGGCAGGGGCCGCUUUAUCCGAACUGCUCUACGGUGCACUCGCUCAAGAACCGAAACGGGCCGCUGCCGCCACAACAAGAUGUGAAGGUUUUUGGAGAGCCCAUGCCGGUUGCCGAAUCGCAGGCCGAAAUCGACAGACAGACCUGGACGAUCGACUGCGGGGCAGGCUGCCUAGUGAACGUCGAGGACGAUCCGACGGAGCACAUUAACCUUGCACACGAUCCCAAGUACGCCGGAACUCUCAAGUCUUUGCAAGAGACGCUGGAAGCCUUGAACAAGGACCUCUUCAAUCCCGAUCGCGGCCUCGAUCGCAUCGAGGCCUGUGAGGUAGCCAUUGAGCAGAGCCGGACCUUUGGACCAUUCGUCGAAUCCAAGGAGUUCUACAGCCCUGCGCCACCGAAGACUUUGUUGGAGCAGGUAGAAGAUGCCGCCCUUACAGCAGUGCUCCGCAAAGCCAACAGCCCGAUGGGAAAGACCCUUGCUGUUUCGGCCAUACAGACGAUCGCACCGAGAGUGUUUGCAAAUUCGAACUUCGACCAGUGCCGAGCUACUGAGACUGAGCAGAGCGAGCAGAGCUUCCUCUCUGACAUCUUCACUGUGCGAGAGCAGCAGAAGAAGUGGGAGGAGCUCAAGCUUCAGCAGCAAAAGAAGCAGGAGGAGCUGGAAGCCAAUGCUCGGGCUGCCAUUUCCGAGCUUCAGAACAUGGUUUCAACAGCGGAGGCUUCAGCGGAAGGAGCGCACUACACUGCUGCCCCUUUCGCUGGCGACCACGAGAUGGAGGUGGUGGAGGUCCUGAAGCUGUGCAAGAAGGUGGAACGAACAGGCAAGUCGGCGAUGGCCGCGUGCCAAUCGUGCGUGGACACCUUGGGCAGCAAGAAAGCCUCCAUCGAGGAGGCCGAGAACAUCCGAGUUGAGACUUCGGCAGCCAUCUCGGCCUUGCAGCCACGGAUCCAGGCCGCCACGAGGCUCGUCACCGAUGCAUUAAACAAAGCCAAGGAAAACAGAGACAGGAUUGCCAAGCGCAUCGCGACGGCCAAGCGCACCGAGAAGAAGACAGCCCUUUUUAGCAAGUACGACCAGGCCAACAUGCGGCUGCUUGAUCUUUGCAGCACUGUCCGCCCACGACGCUUCCCGCAAUUGCAGCAUGAGCCGGUUGCUGCUUCGCAACGUUGGUGUUUGGCUCCAGCGAUAGUCACGGAGUCUACUGUGCCGGGUCAGCUUCGCAAACGCACCAUGCCUCCUCAAAGACUUCCGCGUGGCAUUCUGCCCGACGGCAUUGAUGUUCCAGAAGGGACGGACAUCAUGCAGUUUUGCCGGGACUUGGCCGAGAGUGGAGCUGAGUUUGCCGAGCAGUUUGACCGAAGCAACCCGAAGUUCCACAACGGAAAUUCCACAGCCGUGCCUCUCGGUGGUGCCCGGGUUCCAGACUCCUUGGCUGCCUCCAUGGCACAGGCAGAAUCGAAGAACUGGCGUGACUUGCCGGAUGCGCCCUUGAGCUUGGAGGAUGAUUAUGGUCCGGAGCACAAGAUGCUCAUGGACGCACAUAAAACCCUCAACGACUGCAAGAAGGCGAUUGCAGUCGUCAACAAGCCAGUGGAGAUUGCCAUGAGAUUGCGGUGUCAGUACAGCGAUGCCGAGGGUGAUGACAAGGUGGCCUACGAGAGCAGGCUAAAAGGUGCGGAGAACGACAGAGACGGAGCUCUGGAUGCUGCUACAGUCACGAUUCUCGGCAUGAGCUCAGAUGUGAUUUCUGAUCGCUGCCGAAAGUGCGUCGAGGAUGUGGUUGCCAAGGGUAAGUUCGAGUUUGUCGACAAAGAGACGUAUGGUGAAUACAUUCAGGUGCUCAAGAGAGCAAAUCAGGAGAUUUUCAUGGAUCAGAAGAGACUUCUGCAAAGGAUCAAGGAUGUGAAGAAAGCGUUCAAGGAGCAGAGCAAUGCUCGAGCGGAGAUCCAGGAGGAGCCCGGCAAUGCCCAGGAAGGGGCAGAGGGCGGUAUGGCCGAGUCCGCAAGACGCGUGACAUCUGUGCAGGGGCUUGAAAACGAGCAGAUGCAGAUGGCCGGUGGAAUCGAGCAGAAAUCUCGGCUUAUGCGAAGGGUGAGUUCAGCUUCGACCUUCCCUCAGAAAAUCUUGACCGAAUUAUGCGGCAAAUCUGUGGACAGUCAGAAGAAGGCCUGGAAAUUCCGAAGCCGCAUAGCAAUCGAAUCCAUGCAGCUGGUCAAAGUUGCUGUCGGCAUUGCAAGGGAAGAGGAGAAAAGCAAGGCGAAGCGUGAGCUUCGCCUGGAGCGUGAGCGGAAAGAGCGUGAGGAGCGAGAGCAGAAGGAGGCGGAAAUCCGCGCGCGCCAUGCGGCGCAUUCUUCGGCUUGCCAGGCCUUCAAUCUGACUGCCCUCAUGGCUGAGCUCCAGGAGCUCGAGCCCACCAUCGCCUCCGCGGAAUCCAUGUCCGAGGCCAUGGUGGAGGAGGCGAAUGCUGGAAAAAUCCGCGAGGCUCAGGAAGCCAAGCAGAGGCUUCAGGUCAUCGAGACCGCAGUACAAGCCACGCACAGCGCAAUCGCCGCAGUGCAGCUGAAAGCGCAGGAGCUCAGCACCAAGGUAGCCGAGGAUGCUGAGAUGGUGGAGCACAUGGCCCCGGAGCUGGCAGUCACACCGGCAUUGGCAGCGAAGACCGAGAGCCAAGAUCUGGCACUUCGAAAGGCCUUGGCUUCCGCUGGCCAGGCUCGCCAACUGGCACUGCACCGCGCUUUCGCAUUGUAUGAGGGCCUUCGAAUGGAGGUGGCUGCUAAACUGCGAGUCUGCAUCGAGACGCAGGGUGGGAAGCCCGACGACCUCUAUGACGCAGUGAAGUCGGCUGGUGGCGGCACGAUUACCAAAAGCGCCAUCAAGGCUUACCUUGAGGCCAAUCAGUCCGUGAUCGAGGAGGCGCACCUGGAUGCCAUGUUCCCCAGCGGCCCCGGUGGCUCUGAGCCCUCCGAGUCCAAGGAGGCUCAGGGCGAUGGCCAGGAAGAGUCUCAACAGCCUGAGAUCAGCAAGGAGGAUUUCAUGCACGUGAUCCGGAUCUUCUACAAGGUGGUGAAGGAGAUCGUGCUCUCUGACAACCUGCUUAUUGAGCAGAGCGAGCAGCUGAGACGGAUGGACGUCGGCGAAGUCAUGGAGGUUUUCCAAGGUCCGAUGCUGGAUCCAUCUGUGGGGGUCUAUCGGAUUCAUGGCAAAGCUCUGCGCGACGGCAUCACUGGCUGGGUGACGGCGCCCGAUUUUCAGGCGCCUGUGGAGUUUGAGAUGGCCCAGUCGUGGAGCAUCCUCCCUCGAAUGGCCAAGUUUUUGCUGUCUGGGUCGUUUCGAAUCGCAGGGUAG